UAGGGAGUAUAAAAGAGCUGCCGAUGGCCGAGUAGUCAUCAGUCCAUCACAGCUGCCGAACGACAAAAGUCGUCACACCAACAAGAUGCAGCAGGUGAGUCGAGAGGCACCGCAAGUGUUGGUCUUUGAACACGGACAGACUGGGAAAACAAAGAUAACCCAGGCGUCACUGCAUUAAAUGCUCAUGAAAGGUGACACAUUGGUGACGAAUUAAAGGCGCGUUAUGCACAAUAAAUGCUGUAAUGCGCUUUAAAAGCGUCACCAAUGAGUCACCUGUUAUGUGCAUUUCUACGCACAUUGGAGCGCAUAUUUAAUGCGCUUGGCGCUACUGGGGAACAAUAUAAAGGACGGCACUGCCGGACCAAAAACCUAUACGCCCACUUUGGCGUUGGUAUUACUGUUAUACUGUUUGAAACAUGGAGUAAAAACAAUAUUCAUAAUUAUUUCUUUUGUUUGCAUCAGAUUUUCUUGGUCGUUAUCCUGAGCGGGUGCGCGCUCGCGGCCCCCCAGUACCCCGCCCCCGCCGCCGAGUACGGGCCGCCAGGUUACGCUGCGCCUGCGCCAGCCCCGCUACCAGAGAUCGUUCCUGCCCCUGCACCCCUCUCCCUGCCCGCUCUGCCCGCCCCCGUCUACCAGGCUCCUGCCCCCGCAUACCAGGCUCCCGCUCCCGCCUACCAGGCUCCUGCCCCUGCAUACCAGGCUCCCGCUCCCGCAUACCAGGCUCCCGCUCCCGCCUACCAGGCUCCUGCUGAAGCACCAGCCGCCCUGCCGCUCCCCUCCAUCGGUGCCCCUGCCCCGGUCUACAGCGCUCCGACAGCGGCCUACCAGGCUCCCGCUCCCGCCUACCAGGCUCCUGCACCUGCCUACCAGGCGCCCGCCCCAGCCUACAGCGCUCCCGCUCAAGAGUACGGCACCCCCGAGGCUGCUCCCGCCCCGCUGCUCCCAGCACCUGCACCCCUCUCUCUACCAGCUGUGCCCGCUCCCACCUACCAGGCUCCCGCUCCCGCCUACCAGGCUCCUGCACCUGCCUACCAGGCUCCCGCUCCCGCCUACCAGGCUCCCGCUCCCGCCUACCAGGCUCCCGCUCCCGCCUAUCAAGCUCCCGCUCCCGCCUAUCAGGCGCCCGCCCCCGCUGCGCCAGCCGCCCUGCCUCUCCCUUCAUUCGCCGCAGCCCCAGCCCCAGCUUACAGCGCACCCGCCAUCAUCAAGCCUGCAGCUCGAUACGGCCCACCUGGAUUCUAGACAGUAUCCGGGAUGGGGUACCUGUUUGCCCUCUGCAAGUCAUUUAGAUGUAAGGCUUAGUUGUGUACCUGCCAAAACUGUGUCAUUGUUCCUAGAUGUUAAAUAAACUGUUAUUGAAAUGUUGAAUUUUUGAACUAGUGUGGUAUCCAAUUCACUUACAAAAUAUGGCUGUUAAGUCCAAGCCAGCACUAAAGACUCAAAACAUGUGUAGGAAGAUACAUGACCCAGGUAGCAAAUCCAGGAAAACUGCAUCACUACUGCAUUAUAUGUCCAAUCUAUAAUGCGCCUGAAAUGCGCAUAAGGCGCUUUCAAGCGCAUUUAAAGUGUCUUAUGCGCAAUGUAGGCCC
Messenger RNA from Frankliniella occidentalis (western flower thrips), 1589 nucleotides. RefSeq lists its product as uncharacterized. The record is from RefSeq and is a predicted model, not a curated record. The transcript has a single exon. NCBI's taxonomy places the organism in Eukaryota, Metazoa, Arthropoda, Insecta, Thysanoptera, Thripidae. The coding region runs from base 265 to 1242 and encodes 325 amino acids.